This is a messenger RNA of Chelonus insularis, 2900 nucleotides long. Its product is annotated as TBC1 domain family member 25. Bases 245 to 2824 code for a protein of 859 amino acids. Gene Ontology annotation, cellular component: autophagosome. Gene Ontology annotation, biological process: activation of GTPase activity; regulation of autophagosome maturation. The record is from RefSeq and is a predicted model, not a curated record. Gene Ontology annotation, molecular function: GTPase activator activity. The transcript has 7 exons. Lineage: Eukaryota; Metazoa; Arthropoda; Insecta; Hymenoptera; Braconidae.
UCAAUCGUCCGAAAACUGUAAAUAUAGAAAUUUCGUAUAUCAGAGAAGUGAAUUUCAGUGAAUUUUAGGAAAAAAAUCAAAAGAAAUUUAUUGAUCUAUUAACAAAUACUAUCAAACAUAGUAGCAUAUAGUUUUAUUAAAGCAAUAAUUUUUAGUCUACGCUAUUUAAAUUUACAUUCUCGGACAUACGGAUUAUUGGAAUACAGGAAGAAUAUUUUUAUCAGAAGUUAUACGAAUUGUUAAAAUGACUGAAAUGUUUGGCUCUCCACGUGAAGCUGUGAGAGUUAAAGUUAAGAAAUGUGAAACAAGGCAUCAACCAGAGUACAGAAAAUUCAGUGUAGAUCCACAAAUAACUUCGAUUGAAGUACUUCAAAGUAUUCUUAUUAAAGCCUUCGACAUUAAAGGGGAAUUUACGGUUUCGUACCGAGCAAUUGAUGACUAUGGCUCAGAAACAUACUUAUUCCUUCUUUCCGACUGGGACUUGGAUGCCGCAUUUAUCAGUGCUUCAGAACCGUACUUAUAUCUUCAAGUAAACCUGAAACCCUUCGGGGAAUCAGGAGACUGCGAGUGUGAUUGGGAGUCCAAUGGUCAAGAUCUAGUAAUAAGACAACAGGAAUCAGGCUUUCCUUACAAAACACCUAAACUUCCUGGUUUAAUUAUGAAUAAAGUGGAAAAAACAUUUAAUAUGGUUCAGAGAGCUUUAGGAAAUUUGGGAGAAGAAUCUUCUCAACAAAAUAUUCAGCCACCACGACCACCAUUAACUGAUGCAGAAUUUAGACAGUUUCUAGACCCUAUUGGCCAAGUUAUUCAUUCAAAAGAACUACGAGCAGUCAUUUAUUUUGGUGGAAUUGAACCCAGUUUGCGAAAAGUUGUGUGGAAACACAUUUUAAAUGUUUAUCCAGAAGGAAUGUCUGGCCGUGAAAGGAUGGAUUAUAUGAAGAGGAAAGCUCAAGAAUAUUUAAUAUUAAGAGAAAGGUGGAAGGCACUUGUACAGAAAGGCCAAAAUGUUGGAGAUCUCAGUUAUGUCACUAGUAUGGUGAGAAAAGAUGUUUUAAGAACUGAUAGACACCAUAAAUUUUAUGGUGGUUCUGAUGAUAACCAAAAUACUGCUAGUUUAUUUAAUAUUCUAACAACUUACGCACUUAACCAUCCAAGUGUUAGUUAUUGCCAGGGAAUGAGUGAUUUAGCAUCACCCAUUUUAGUUAUAAUGAAAGAUGAAGCUCAAGCUUACAUCUGUCUUUGUGCUCUUAUGAGAAGACUUAAGGAUAAUUUCAUGAUGGAUGGAAUUGCAAUGACAACUAAAUUUACUCACCUAGCUGAAGGUCUUCAAUAUUAUGAUCCUGAUUUUUAUGCUUACUUGAAGUCUCAUCAAGCGGAUGAUUUAUUAUUUUGCUACCGUUGGUUACUACUUGAAAUGAAAAGAGAGUUUGCUUUAGAAGAUGCUUUAAGGAUGUUGGAAGUUUUAUGGGCAGCACUUCCGGCAUCUCCUCCAAAAGGAGAAUUAAGUCUUGCUGAAGUUCCAUUUCCACCUCCUACACCACCACCAAGUCCAAAUGUCAAGCACAUCAGAGAAAAUGCUUAUACGAAAGUUUGUGCGAUAAGGAGACAAAGCUCCUCUGCAAGUAUUGCAAGUGGGAAAAAAAAAAUUCCAAGCAGUGAUGAACAAGUUGAUUCUACAACUGAAAACAGAUCAUCUAAUUCUCAUGAAGUUGAUUUAGAAAAUAUUACAUCAACAAAAAACCGGAAAAACAAUGCAGUCGAUAAACUCUCUAUCAACGAAACUUUAUCCGGAAAAAUAAAACGUACAUCUGAUUCUCUAGAAGCGAAAGUAGAAAAGUUAUUUAAGGAAACUAAACUAACUAGCGAGUCGACAGAGGGUGAAAAAAAAUGUGCAAGAGUUGUAAAAAAUCUCAACGAGUUUCUCAAUUUCACAAGUCUAAAUCGGAGUAAAGUUGGUCCGAGUGAUAAACGAGAACUUCGAAGAGUUUCUAGUGAAAGUGGGGUAAUCAAAGUUGUUAGAGAUGAUGCUGGCUCUCCAGAUGACCCGACAGAUUUUUAUCCAAUGACAACUUCGAUGACAAGAGAAUUGAGAUUAGAAUUAGAAUCACUAGAUCGGCAAGUGUUUGGUCCUUCAUCAUCGAACGAAAAAAGUUUUGAUGAAAUUCCUUCUGAUAGAAACGAGUUUGAUGAACCCGAUAGUGAAACGGAUGUUGAAACAGAGAUGGCAGGAUGUAGUCCAGCAGCUGACGUCUUUGUUUGGGAGAAUCCAUUGCAUUCACUAAAAAAUAAAGAUCCUUUAUUUGCAACCACACCCGAUGAGCAAACAGAGAUAGAAUAUGACGGAGAAAUAUUGGAGGAUCAGAAUGGAGUGAAAUCUGUUACACCGAUAAGACUUUUGAAGCGCACUGCCCGAUCUAAUUCUGCUUCCGAUAGUGAAGGCACAGAUAGUUGGCAUCAAAAUACUGCAGCACCUGAGAGUCCUAUUGUUGGAACUCAAGAGCAAUGUGAAGAAGCUACAGAAUUAACAGCUCUAAUUCCAGCAGGAACAUACGAUGAUCAGCUUACUACUGGAGAUUCUUUACCUCCACCUUCUGAAUUUGGAGGCGGAAAUCCAUUCCUUAUGUUUUUAUGCAUUACGCUGCUUUUGCAGCAUCGAGACUUCAUUAUUCGUAACCAAAUGGAUUACAACGAAAUGGCUAUGCACUUUGAUAAAAUGGUGCGUCGUCAUAACGUCGCCAAGGUACUUAAUCAAGCUAGGCAGCUAUUCGCUGGUUACUUAAGAAGACAUUCAGCACCCGGGCGACCUGAUUACAUUAGUGUUUAAAAAAAUGUAUGAAAAUUUAAAUAAUUGCUCGAUUUAUUGAGUAUUGAAAUAAAAACGUAUCAAGUACUCACAAAAA